Penicillium lagena is the source of this 927-nucleotide messenger RNA. RefSeq names its product oxidoreductase, short-chain dehydrogenase/reductase family. The record is from RefSeq and is a predicted model, not a curated record. NCBI's taxonomy places the organism in Eukaryota, Fungi, Ascomycota, Eurotiomycetes, Eurotiales, Aspergillaceae. The transcript is spliced from 4 exons. Bases 1 to 927 code for a protein of 308 amino acids. Gene Ontology annotation, molecular function: oxidoreductase activity.
AUGGUCCAAUACACUGAGAGACCAGCCAGCGGGGAGAAGUCCCAGUUUCAACCGGGGCACAAGAUCCCCAUUCAACAUCUGGACAAGCCAGGGCUGCAGCUGGACAUGGAGGACCCUAAGCCGGUCUCCUCCUAUGUCCCCACAGAAGAUGGCGGAUAUCAGCUCUACAAGGCCGCGGGCAAGCUCCAGGGCAAACGAGUCAUCGUCACCGGCGGCGAUUCGGGCAUUGGACGGGCCAUUGCCGUCCUGUAUGCGAUGGAAGGCGCUUCAAGCAUGAUUGUUUACUUACCCUCGGAGGAAAAGGACGCCCAGGAAACCAAGAAAGAAGUCGAAGCGGCCGGCCAAAAAUGCCAUUGCCUCGCAAUGGAUUUGCGGAAUAAGGACAAUUGUUGCAAGGUCGUCGACACGGCUAUCCAGUGCAUGGGCGGCAUUGAUAUCUUGGUGAACAAUGCCGCCUUCCAGAAUAUGCUGAGCGACAUUGGGGAGCUGGAUGAGGCCCAGUGGGAACGAACUUUCAACACCAACAUCCACCCCUUCUUCUAUCUGGCCAAAUAUUCUCUGCCCCAUAUGAAGAAGGGUUCCACGAUCAUCAACUGUGCGUCGGUUAACCCGUACAUCGGACGUGGUGAUCUCCUAGACUAUACAACGACCAAGGGCGCGAUUGUCGCAUUCACACGAGCUCUAUCCAACCAGCAAAUCAAAAAAGGCAUCCGAGUCAAUUGCGUAUGUCCUGGGCCCAUUUGGACUCCGUUGAUCCCAUCGACAAUGCAGACCUCUGCCAUGGAACAGUUCCAUGAGGUGCCUAUUGGUCGGCCAGGACAGCCCAGUGAGGUUGCCACAUGCUUCGUCUUUCUGGCAAGCCAAGAUAGUAGCUAUAUCUCCGGCCAAUGUCUGCAUCCCAACGGCGGUGUGAUUGUCAACGGCUAA